This is a messenger RNA of Monopterus albus (swamp eel), 2403 nucleotides long. Its product is annotated as embryonic polyadenylate-binding protein-like. Gene Ontology annotation, molecular function: RNA binding. Lineage: Eukaryota; Metazoa; Chordata; Actinopteri; Synbranchiformes; Synbranchidae. The coding region runs from base 256 to 2226 and encodes 656 amino acids. The record is from RefSeq and is a predicted model, not a curated record. The transcript has 17 exons.
ACUUGUAGCAAAUAUCAUCUGAUUUUGAGUUGCAGCGUAGAGUAUAAAUUUAGCUAACGUCGGCAAGCUCUCUCGUGUUUUUAGUAACGAGCCUAUUAUUUUUAGAAUAUUUUUUUUUGGAGUGCAACAUCUUGAUAAAGCUAUGUCGUAGUUUACAAGGCGUUAAACAUCUUGCAGUCGUUAAUUUAUGUAACACCUUGUGCGAUUGCUGCACCUUUUCACUGAGUUUAGCGUCAAAAUAUUAAGCUGUUACCCAUGAUGAACAGCAGUGGACCAGCGUAUACCCUUGCCUCUUUAUAUGUAGGGGACCUGCAUCCUGAUGUUACUGAGGCUAUGCUCUAUCAGAAAUUUUCCCCUGCUGGGCCGAUCAUGUCAAUUCGUGUGUGCAGAGACAUUAUCACCCGCAGAUCUCUGGGAUAUGCCUACAUAAACUUCCAGCAACCAGCUGAUGCGGAGUGUGCUCUGGAUACAAUGAACUACGACAUUCUCAAGGGUCGGCCAAUCCGAAUAAUGUGGUCUCAGCGAGACCCUGGGCUCAGGAAGUCUGGUGUGGGUAACAUCUUUAUCAAGAACAUGGAUGAGUCUAUUGACAACAAGGCACUAUAUGAUACCUUCUCAGUCUUUGGCAGUAUUUUAUCCUGCAAGGUUGUUUGUGACGAGAGAGGAUCCAAAGGCUAUGGCUUUGUUCACUUUGAGACUCAGGAAGCUGCAAACCGGGCCAUUGAAACCAUGAAUGGGAUGCUGCUGAAUGACAGGAAAGUUCAAAAGACAGCUAGACAUCAGUUGGAAUCUGUCUUUGUCAACCCAAAGGCCCAUUUCCUGGGAGAAAAAUGUCAGUUGUUCCUGCGUAGUUUUGUUGGCAACUUCAAGUCCCGCAAGGAAAGAGAGGUUGAGUUUGGCACCAAAGCGAUGAAGUUCACCAAUGUCUACAUCAAAAACUUUGGUGAAGACUACUCUGAUGAGAAACUAAAGGAAGUCUUCUCUGCAUUUGGGAGGACUCUUAGUGUGCGGGUGAUGAAGGACGAGAGGGGGCACUCACGAGGAUUUGGCUUUGUGAACUAUGCCAACCAUGAGGAUGCUCAGAAGGCAGUUGAAGAAAUGAAUGGAAAGGAGAUCAAUGGGAAAGUCAUUUAUGUCGGCCGCGCUCAGAAGCGUCUGGAACGCCAGGGGGAGCUCAAACGCAAGUUUGACCAGAUCAAACAGGACCGCAUCCAACGCUAUCAGGGGGUGAAUCUGUAUGUGAAGAAUCUGGAUGACGGCAUAGAUGACGAGAGACUCCGGAAGGAGUUUGCCCCUUAUGGCACGAUCACAAGUGCCAAGGUGAUGACCGAUGGUUCCCAAAGCAAGGGCUUUGGCUUUGUUUGUUUCUCUUCACCUGAGGAAGCAACAAAAGCAGUAACUGAAAUGAACGGGAGAAUUGUUGCAACCAAGCCGCUGUAUGUGGCUCUGGCUCAGCGGAGAGAGGAGCGUAAAGCCAUCCUUACCAACAAAUACAUGCAGAGACUUGCUACCCUGAGGACCAUGACCAGUUCCAUCAUUGACUCGUACCAGCAGGCUGGAUACUACAUGAGUGUACCACAGCCUCCCACACGCUCCUUCUACAACCACAGUGCCAUCAGCAACAUGAGACCGGUACCUUCUUGGACAGGACAGCCACUGAGAACACAGGGCCCCUACUCAACCCACUUUGUUGGUAAUUCUGUUUCGCGACGUGGAUCGGCAACAAUCGCUACAGUCAGACAGGCUUCCACCCAGGCUCCACGUAUUGUCAAUUCUGCACAGAAGACAAAUAACAUUGGAACCCAGACUGUUGGAGGACGUACUGACAUGCCUGUUGUAGCCAGAAGCAGCCAGUACAGGUACUCUCCUGCAGUGAGGAACCCUCAGCAGGUUGUUUCUGUUCCUGCACCCAUGACAAGACUACAGGUUGUUUCUGCUCAUGUGAAGGAUCCACCAGUGAAUGUUCAAGGCCAAGAGCCGCUCACUGCCUCAAUGCUGGCUGCAGCUCCACUCAUGGAUCAGAAACAGCUUCUCGGUGAGCGAUUGUACCCACUAAUUCAUGCCCUUCACCCAAACCUGGCUGGGAAAAUCACUGGAAUGCUGCUGGAGAUCGACAACUCAGAGCUGCUGCACAUGUUGGAGUCACCCGAGUCCCUGCACGCUAAGGUGGAGGAAGCAAUUGCUGUCCUGCAGGCUCACCAGGCAAAGGAACGAUCUAAGAAAUGAGAAGCCCUCUCAGAUGUCAAUGAAGUUCUGGAGGAGGAAAAAAUGUACAGAGUACAGUUUUGAAAAAAAGAAAUGUCCUAUGUAGAUUCCGCUGACAGGAGAAUGAUCUGUGAAGUUAAAAGUAAUUUUGUUGUUAUACAUUUCUGUUAGGAGAUAAAGUACAGUAUAUGCAUUAAA